CGCUAACAGUCACCAUCAUCAAAACAAACGCGGCUGCAUGCAUUCAGGGACGGGCCAUUAAACCAAGAGCGGGAAGUGCCCACCCGCCCUGAUUCGCGCCUCCCUUUUCAACUCUUCACUGGUCUCUCGCCUCCGCCCCCGCGAAAAAUUGACAAUUAACCCCAGCGCGAGCCUCUCCCGUCGCUUGUCGCCCCGUCUCCCGACUCGAUCCAUCCUCCUCCACCGUCCGACUUCACGCUCCAGGCAGCGCCAUCACCACCCACGCCGCCCAGCUUCAGCGACAGUCCUCGGGGCUCGUCUCCAAUAAUCCCACUCUCGCGCCUUUCGUUUCUCGCUUUUGAUAUCCCAUUCCUGCGAAAAUGGGCCUUCCAUUAUUCGUCGCCCCCGUCGAGUCAGACUUACCAUCCAAGGCUACGGACAAGAACAGCGCGACAUCACCAUCACGCUCCGGCAUCCGGCGUCAUGCGCGCCCAGAUUCUCGCGAACGUCGCGCAGCCAUUCGACGCCACAUGUCGAUUCGCGAUCGACUGGCCACCGGCUCCUUACGGCAAUCAAGUUCUUUAUCUGGGAGUGGCCGCCCCAAUGUGCCCGCUCGGCUCCCCGGCGAGAACAUAAAUUUCGGCGAGAUCCAGAUGGAGGACCCGCAUUCAAGGCCAUUCCGCGAAGUAUUGAGGGAGAUGGUCAGAAGCGACGAUCAGAGCAGGGAACGAUUCGAGGAACAGCUCCACAGCCUGUUCAGCGGCGACACCCAACAAGUCAGACCGGCGGAAAAUAACAACUUCCGGGAUGUUGCUGCGACUAUCGGAUGGUGGGCAGGUGAUCCUUUGGCACACGUCCCCCGCACUCGGAUUGAUGGUGAGGACCGCCCGCGCCCGAAUCAGAGAAUCUUGCCAUUGGUGCCACAGCCAAGAGCGUCUCGCCCCCCGUUGGUGACGGGUAGUUUAAGCCGACGCCAAAGGACAGAGUCUCGUAUCCGUGCAUCCUUGUCGGGGUUUGAAGGUAGCGAACACCAACGCAAUUUAAUCAUUCAGCGCAUGCGAGGUGUGGACGGGCUCGGGGAUCGUGACAGGAGCCUGAGUCCUGAGGGUUGGGACACCCUCUUGACCACAUUGACACCUGACCCUCAGCCACCCAGCGCGGGCUCCUCCUUCCACUCCACCGUGGCUUCCCAGAGCGCCGGUGUAUCAUCAAGCACAUCUUUGACCGGACCCGAGCUCGGCGAACCUGGAGCACCAGACCAGCCCUGUGAGUCGGGAUGUGAGAACUCGGACACGGAGGGAGCCGAUCACGACCAACCUGACUCGGGACAAAUCCACCGUCGCUAUAACGAGUCGAGGCGUGUUCGGAUGCGAGUCCCCGACUACGACCUGGAUGGGCCGCUGGACGGGCCGUUAGAAGGUCCGGCAGACGGACCUUUCACUCGGCGCGGGGCAACCGCCUCCGAGCGUUCGGCACGGGCCCGAAAUGGCCCAGUGGACCGCCAGCGUCGCCGACAGGUAAUGGGAGACCCUUUCUCCCACGAAAACAUGUCUCAGGCGCACUUCUACGAACCCCGAUAUGGAUGGAUUGGACAUCUGUCCGUAGGCACCUCGGACGACGAGCAGGGAACGGAGCACCGGAGUCCGAACCGGGAGAGCUCCGCAACAUCGGCGAACAAUGCGACCCCGGGGGAGGAGGAGUGGGCAGGUAUGCAGCGCAUCGUCCGCAGCCUGGCUCGACGGGAGGAUAUACCGGACGAGUGGUGGGCUGAGGCUGGCCUCAGCAGAACACUCCCGCAGGAUGGAACAGAUUAGAAGGCCGGGUAGGCCAUGUUACGAUUUUCCUUGACAGCGACAGUUGGAGGAGGUGGAAACGGGAGAACUGGACGAAACCACGGAGGAUCCAAAACGGCUGAGAGAUGAAAGAAAGGCAGGUGAGGAUGUGCUGUAUCAUAUCGGAGUAUUUUGGGACUUGAUUUUGGCUUGCGAUAGGAUUCUUGGCUGACGUAGCCAUGGUUUUAAUGGGUUAAGCGAACAGCAUAAAUGAAUGCAAAAAGACCACCAAAGGUGGCCUUGUCUCUCUGGCAUGGCUAUGUUUGAAUGUCAGUUUCACGUGGUCCCUCGGAAAUCUCGACAUGUAGGCGUUAAAUAUUUGUGACGCGCGGUUGGUCAAGUAUGGCUUGCGUGGGCGUGUUUUACACAUACAGCUUACUCCAGGCACUGCUCAACG
Messenger RNA from Ilyonectria robusta, 2208 nucleotides. RefSeq lists its product as uncharacterized. NCBI's taxonomy places the organism in Eukaryota, Fungi, Ascomycota, Sordariomycetes, Hypocreales, Nectriaceae. The transcript has 3 exons. The record is from RefSeq and is a predicted model, not a curated record. The coding region runs from base 360 to 1793 and encodes 477 amino acids.